AAACCCCACAAGCACGGGGAGAGUUGGAUUCAGUCAGCAGAAAACCUGCUCAGAAGGAGCCACCCGCAGCUCUGCGGGGAAGGUCUGAUCAGGGCGGGUGCGGAGAGCAGGAAAGCUUCUCUGGCGGCCGAUGUGCCCAGGCUUGGCUAUAGUUCCUCAUCCAAUCACAAGUACAUUCCCCGGAGGGCAGUGCUCUAUGUACCUGGAAAUGAUGAAAAGAAAAUAAAGAAGAUUCCGUCCCUGAAUGUAGAUUGUGCGGUGCUCGACUGUGAGGAUGGCGUGGCCAUGAACAAAAAGAAUGAAGCUCGGUUAAGAAUAGUAAAAACUCUUGAAGACUUUGAUCUGGGCCCAACCGAAAAGUGUGUGAGAAUCAACUCAGUGUCCAGUGGUCUGGCCGAAGAGGACCUGGAGACCCUCCUGCAGUCCCGGGUCCUUCCUUCCAGCCUGAUGCUCCCCAAGGUGGAAGGGCCUGAGGAAAUCCGGUGGUUUUCAGACAAAUUUUCAUUCUACUUAAAAGGCCGAAAACUUGAACAACCUAUGAACUUAAUCCCUUUUGUGGAAACUGCAAUGGGUUUGCUCAAUUUUAAGGCAGUGUGCAAAGAAGCAGUAAAGGCCGGGCCUCCAGUGGGCCUUUUCCUAGAUGCUGUCGUUUUCGGAGGAGAAGACUUUCGAGCCAGCAUAGGUGCAACAAGUAGUAAAGAAACCCAAGAUAUUCUCUACGCCCGACAAAAGAUUAUUGUUGUGGCGAAGGCCUUUGGUCUACAGGCCAUAGACCUGGUGUACAUCGACUUUCGAGACGAAGAGGGGCUUCUGAGGCAGGCGAGAGAAGGAGCUACGAUGGGAUUUACGGGUAAGCAGGUGAUACACCCUAACCAAAUUGCAGCCGUCCAGGAGCAGUUUUCUCCUUCCCCUGAAAAAAUUAAGUGGGCCGAAGAACUGAUCGCCGCCUUUGAAGAGCAUCAACAAUUAGGAAAGGGAGCCUUUACUUUCCGAGGGAGUAUGAUCGACAUGCCAUUACUGAAGCAGGCCCAGAACAUUGUUACGCUUGCCACAUCCAUCAAGGAAAAAUGAUCUGCUAAAUCAAGCUCUCAUCAGCAUGUGCUCUUAUAUUGAAGGCUAAAGGGUAUUGAAGCUGCGGAGGAUCAGCUUGUGUUUGCCAGAGGACGCCAAUGAAAUUUGAAACACCAACAAUCAGAGAUUUUGUUUCUGCUCCUCAUUAAAUCAUGAGCUUUUGUGCCGAGA
Myotis brandtii (Brandt's bat) is the source of this 1242-nucleotide messenger RNA. RefSeq names its product citrate lyase beta like (gene CLYBL). The transcript is spliced from 9 exons. The record is from RefSeq and is a predicted model, not a curated record. Gene Ontology annotation, biological process: regulation of cobalamin catabolic process. The annotation marks the transcript as partial. NCBI's taxonomy places the organism in Eukaryota, Metazoa, Chordata, Mammalia, Chiroptera, Vespertilionidae. Gene Ontology annotation, molecular function: (S)-citramalyl-CoA lyase activity.